AUGAGGGCUCUGCUGCUCCUGGGGUCCCUGGUGGUGAGCCUGGAAUCAGCGCUUCCGACCCCACCUUGGAAAGACCUCAAGGUGCCUAAGCCGGUAGAAGAGGAACACACAGUGGUUCUCACUGUCACUGGGGAGCCCUGCUACUUCCCUUUCCAGUACCGCCGGCAGCUGUAUCACCAGUGCACCCGCAGGGGCCGAAUUGGCUUCCGGCCCUGGUGUGCUACUACCCCCAACUUUGACCAGGACCAACGAUGGGCAUACUGCCAGAAGCCCCAGAAAGUGCAAGACCACUGCAGCACACACAACCCCUGCCAGCGGGGCGGCACCUGUGUGAACAUGCCAGACGGCCCUCGCUGCAUCUGUCCAGAACACUUCACGGGGAAGCACUGCCAGAGAGAGAAGUGCUUCGAGCCCCAGCUUCUCCAGUUCUUCCACGAGAAUGAAACAUGGCAUAGGCUUGAGCCGGCAGGCAUGGCCGAGUGCCAGUGCCAAGGCCCCCAAGCCCACUGCAAGCCCCUGGCCAGCCGGGUCUGCAGCAACAACCCAUGCCUCCACGGCGGCCGCUGCCUCGAGGCGGAGGGUCACCGUCUGUGCAGUUGUCCCGAGGGCUACGCGGGACGCUUCUGCGACGUGGACAAAGAGGCCAGCUGCUACGAGGGCCUUGGGUUCGGCUACCGAGGCGCUGCUGGGACCACGAUCUCAGGCGCGCGGUGUCAGCCUUGGUCGUCGGAGACCACUUACCAGAACCUGACUGCAGAGCAAGCACUGAAUUGGGGACUGGGCCACCAUGCCUUCUGCCGGAACCCAGACAAUGACACCCAGCCCUGGUGUUUCGUGUGGAGCGGCAACCGGCUGAGCUGGGAAUAUUGCGACCUAGCACGAUGCCAAGCCCCAACCCUAGCAGCGCCCCAGGCACGGCCUACAACACGGGGACCCCUUGGGCGCCUGGAGCCCCCCCUACCCUCGCGUUCAACAAGGCCAGAGCCUCAGGUCACGACCCAGACCCCAGGUAACUGGGAAGGGGCAGGAAGACCAAACAGAGAGCGCACGGGCCCCCCCAAGGGCGGAACCGGCCCGGACACCUGCGGACAGAGGCUCAGGAAACGGCUGUCCUCCCUGAAACGCGUCGUCGGGGGACUAGUGGCGCUGCCCGGCGCGCACCCCUACAUCGCCGCGCUGUACUGGGGCCACAGUUUCUGCGCCGGCAGCCUCAUCGCCCCUUGCUGGGUGCUGACCGCAGCUCACUGCCUGCAGAACCGGCCGGCGCCGGAGGAGCUGACUGUGGUGCUGGGCCAGGACCGCCACAACCAGAGCUGUGCGCAGUGCCAGGUCCUGGCCGUGCGCGCCUACCACCUGCACGAGGACUUCUCGCCCGUCACCUACCAGCACGACCUGGCGUUGCUGCGCCUGCAGGAGAGCCAGGACGGCCGCUGCGCGCGCCGGUCGCCUGCCGUGGGGCCCGUUUGCCUGCCGAGCAGCGCCGCUCGCCCCGCCGAACCCGAGGCCGCGCUCUGCGAGAUAGCCGGCUGGGGCCACCAAUUCGAGGGGGCGGAGGAAUAUGCCAGCUUUCUGCAGGAGGCGCAGGUGCCCCUGAUCCCUCACAAGGACUGCUCGAAUCCUGAGAUGCACGGCAACGCCUUCUACCCCGGCAUGCUCUGCGCUGGUUAUCCCGACGGGGGCACCGACGCGUGCCAGGGUGACUCCGGGGGUCCGUUGGUGUGUGAGGAUGAGGACAGAGGGCUCACCCUGCGAGGCAUCAUCAGCUGGGGCUCGGGCUGUGGCGACCGUAACAAGCCGGGUGUGUACACCGAUGUGGCCAACUACCUGACUUGGAUCCGUGAGCACAUGGCUUCCUGACCGCCCAGGAACUCCUCUUCUCCUCCUCGGUGGUUCUGGAAUGGGAGGAUGGCUGGGCCCGAUCCUGGACCGCAAGGGUGUGUUCCAGCGCCGUCAGUCCGUCAGUCCGGCCCCAGG
Messenger RNA from Myotis lucifugus (little brown bat), 1974 nucleotides. It is a transcript of the gene F12, whose product is annotated as coagulation factor XII. Lineage: Eukaryota; Metazoa; Chordata; Mammalia; Chiroptera; Vespertilionidae. The transcript is spliced from 14 exons. Gene Ontology annotation, biological process: blood coagulation; zymogen activation. Gene Ontology annotation, molecular function: calcium ion binding; serine-type endopeptidase activity. The record is from RefSeq and is a predicted model, not a curated record. Bases 1 to 1857 code for a protein of 618 amino acids. Gene Ontology annotation, cellular component: rough endoplasmic reticulum; extracellular region.